AUUUAAUUGACAACUUGUUCGCUUAAGCAAGCGUGGUCUUCAGCAACAGUUUUGUAACGCUUGGAGGGCAUAAAACACGAUUGGAUUUACUAUCAACGAUCGAACAUGAUGGUCACACGAUUUUCUGUGCUUGUUAUAUUUCUCUGUGCCAUGACUACACCAGGCGUGUGCUUUACUUUUAAUUCUGAUGAUUCGGUAAACCAAGAAGAACACGUAUCAUACCAGAACUACCAUCAUCAAAUACAUUGGGCAUCCUGUGGUAACAAUAGUAUGUGCCAAUGUCGUAAGAAAUAUGCCCGUUGUUUAAACCAUGGCCAGGACUUAGAUUACAUCCCUAGUUUCAAAAGGACAAUAGAAAAACUAAACUUUACUGGUAAUUACCUUCCAGAAAUAAACAAUAACACUUUUGAAAAUAUAACCAAGUUCAGGAUGAAAUAUCUUGGAAUAGAAUCGUGCUCACUCCAAUCAUGUUCAUCAAAUGCUUUCACAAAAUUAGAUUAUCUGGACAAGUUGAUCAUUAGUCAUGAAAACAUAUCAAUAUCUGAACUGAUGAAGUGUCUAUCCAGUGUUACUAAGGGCUUAUUUUCCCUCGGCUUGAGAAAUUUAAACCUUAAUCCCCUUCCCCCCGAUUUCUUCAUCCCAAUGCAAGACUCGAAAAUGCUCAAACUCAAUAUGGACGACACGAAUAUAGAAGUAUACAACCAGAGAGUAUUCAGGCCCUUGAAACACCUACGCGAUAUCUUUGUGUCACGGUCAAAUAUUCACACCGUCAAUCUUGAGUAUUCUCCCAAUAUAGAAUGGUUCUCCGUGGUUUAUAAUAAAAUAGUCGAAUUCCCAAGGUUUUGUGUUAAUGGAACUUCGUUGUUUCCAAAACUCUCUGCUCUGAUUUUCGACCAUAACUUUAUAAGACAUAUAAAUCGCAGGCAGCUCAAAUGUCUAACAUCACUCACUAAUUUGUCCAUAUCGGAUAACCCAAUAGUGUCCUUCGAGAGUAAUUUAUUCUCAGACCUUUCGGUCCUUCACUACCUAUUCUUUGAGUACAACUCUGCCCAAUCUAUUCAAGUUCAGUCAUAUGCUUUCAACAGUUCUUCGCUGCGACAGCUAUAUUUCAGCAACAAUAAAAUAUUAUUCGAUGGUAAUCAUUUAAGUUUGAAUGCCUUCAAGUACUGCGAGCAACUGCAAACUUUGUUUGUUUCUACAAAUAAUUUAAUCUCCACCACUGAUGAAAUGUUUGAUGAGCUAUUUAGUACAUUGAAAAACUUAAAAACACUAUCUCUCGGCAACACCAGGAUUACGUUUGUUCCACGGGUUAUUUCUAAUCACAUGAGAAACUUGGAGACACUGUAUCUCGAUCAUAACCAUAUUACGGGGUUUCAAGAUGGCGUCUUCAGCAGUCUGGGGUCAUUGAAAAAAUUAGAUCUGAGCAGUAAUCAGAUAUCCGUCAUCAAUCAGAAUUCUUUCUCCCUAGAAUGGUUGAAUACUUUGCAAUGGAUAGACCUGUCAAACAAUUCUUACACCUGCUCCUGCGAAUUACUUUGGUUCAUCAACUUUUUAAAGAGCCAAAAGCUACGAAAACCGUUUAAGAAUGACCAAUACUACACAUGUAAUUCGCCCAAGGAAUGUUUGGGCAAACAGAUUGUAAAAUCACCUAUUUCGGGACAUAAAUGUGCUUUCUCAAGGUUAGUAUUAACUAGCGCGACAUAUUGUUCAGUAGCCCUCAUUCUCUUGCUACUGACAAUAUCUGGUAUUUAUCGUUUCCGAUGGCAUUUACGAUACAUGGUUUAUAUGGCACGGUUCCACCAGAAACGCUACCAGAAUCGUUUGCACGGUCAUCAACAAUACCAACAUGAUAUUUAUCUUAGUUGCGAAGAUAACGAUUUUGAUAUUAUUUUAGAUGAUAUCGUACCUAAAUUAGAAAGGGAUAUGGGUCUGCGACUUUACAUUCCUCUCCGAGAUGGGCAGGGAAACAAAAUUGAUAGCAUAAUUAAUAACAUGGAUGCAAGCCGUAAAGUUAUUCUGUGUUUGUCUGAUAAUUAUGCACGGGAUAGUUACUGUGAGUUUGAAGCAAGUUUAGCCUAUGAUAAGUAUAUAACUGAACGACGAGAUUUAAUGAUUGUUAUAGUUCUGAGAGAACUUAGUGCUCUCAAUGUAACCAAAACGUUUCAUAAGAUACUAAAUGUUGAUAAUUACAUCAAGUGGGGCUGGAACGAUGAAGGCAUUGAAUUAUUCUGGUUAAAACUUACCCAGUCAGUUAGAAACCUGGAUGAUAUGAUUCCAUAGAAUUAGAGUCACCCCCACCCCCUUGGAUGAUAUGAUUCCAUAGACUUUAUGUAACAUGUGAUGUUUUAGCUUUAACAACAAUGUGAUUGAAUUGGACCCCCCUCCCCCUCGAACCCACUUUUCCUAUUAACUUGCAAGCACAAAAAUGCCCCCAAUUUUUAAUCUGUGACGUAUUACCCUGUCUGUGUAUGGCUUUGCCUCGACGACACAAUUCUUUGGUGCAUGCUUAGGGACAGGGACCCUCUAGAUGUCACAAUUUUAAUGAAACUUGAAAUGCAUGUUUAUAACCCAAAGAUCUUGGUUCCUUUCAAUUUUCGUGCAUAUCGGAUAGUAACCUCCUGAAUUAUGGCCCUUGAUUUUACGAAAAAUCUCGUUUUUAGCAUGUGGUCCCUCUAUAAGUCACAAUUUUUAUCCGAUUUAAAAUACCGUGUCACGUGUUUAGCUUGUGGACACUCUAUAGGUCACAAUUUUCAACUGAUUUUGAUGAAACAUUUUAGCUUGUGGCCACUCUAGAGGUCACAAUUAUUAUCCGAUUUUAAAAAAUAAAACGUUCGCAUAUGUCACCGUUACACCCUUAUGAUGUUUGAGUUCAAAUGUCACGAAAAUCGGACCAAAACUGCCGAACAAAAUGGCCGCCCCUCGUACGCAAAUGGUGUAAAAAUAUGGUAUAUCAAGGUUGCAAGAAUAUUUAUCCGAUUUUGAUGAAACUUUAAAUUUAUGUUUUUAUCUCAAAGAUCUUGGUUCCUUCCGAUAAUCGCGCAUAUCCGAACGUCACUUCUGGAUUUUGAUCCCUGAUUGUUUUAAAAAUCGCCUGUGGACCCGCUAGAAGUCACAAUUUGUAUUCAAUUUUAAAAACCAUUUUAAAUAUAUCACUGUUACAACAUCAUUGGAGGUCGAGUUCGAAUUUCUUAAAAUCUACCGCUCUUGUACGCAAAAAUAGUGUAAAAGUAUGGAAUUCCAAGGUUGUGGACACUCUAGAAGUCACAAUUUUUAUCCGAUUUUGCUGAAACUUGAAAUGUAUGUUUAAAAUCUAAAGAUCGUGGUUCCUGUUGAUAUUUGGGCAUAUUGGACUGUCACUUCCAGGAUUCUCUAGAGGCCACAAUUAUUUAUCUGAUUUUAAAAGCCGUUUAAGUGUAUCACCAUCAUUAUAUCCCAAAGAUCUCAGCCCCUUUCCAUAACUAUCUGGAUUAUGGCCCCUUAUUGUAGCUUGUUCUCUUAUCCGUAUCAUGCAAAAUGUGGGCGUAUCUUACCUGGCAACCGCUGGUUAAAUAUUAUAUAUGCUUAUUAUUAUUGUACACUGUAAAAGCGUCCCUAAUGUUUACAUUAUUAUAAGUAUAUUUAACAAAACAAAGGCGCUCUAUGUGUUUAUUAUUAUUGUAAAUAUCUUUAAAAUAUCCAAAAGCGUUUUGUGUGCAUAUUGUAAAGGUCCUAUAAUAUACUAAAGUAAACCCCGUGUUAACAUUAUUAUACAUAUCUUUAAACUACCUGAAAUCGUUAUCUGUCUGCUGAUUGUUUAAUGACCUGAACUAUACUAAAAGCAUUCCCUUUGAUAGUAUUAGUAACAAACAGGUUAACUAAGCCAAUAAUGUCAACAAAAAUUGUCAGUCGGAGUUGAACGUUAAACCCCAUCGAAUAUAAAUUGUAAUCGCGAUAGGUCCGCAAGCUUAAGAUCCGCGAUCAUUGGUGAGGUGAACCCGAUGUGGACUCUUUAUUUGAUUUUAUUCUUAAUCCAUUGCAGCGAUAAGUAAUUGUAUACAAAUAUAACCAUUCCUAAUAAUUAUCAUGUUAUAAUAUUCAUUUCAAUGUAUUAACUAUAAUAUGGAGAAUGCCAUUUUUUAAAUUUGGGUAUAUUACAUCAUGUAUAUCUAAUUUCCAUUCAUUAUAAGAUCUAUAAAGUGUGUUAUUAUUCAUCUUCACAUUACUCAGAUUGUAAGUAUUUUUUAUAAAUGAAUAAACAUCUGAUUUGGCA
Molecule: messenger RNA, 4249 nt
Organism: Patella vulgata (common limpet)
Lineage: Eukaryota; Metazoa; Mollusca; Gastropoda; Patellidae
Product: toll-like receptor 2
Exons: 2
Coding region: 106-2280 (724 amino acids)
Biological process (GO): inflammatory response; immune response; toll-like receptor signaling pathway
Cellular component (GO): membrane
Molecular function (GO): protein binding; transmembrane signaling receptor activity
Source: RefSeq, a predicted model, not a curated record